This is a messenger RNA of Staurois parvus, 278 nucleotides long. The record is from the annotation of a GenBank genome assembly. Lineage: Eukaryota; Metazoa; Chordata; Amphibia; Anura; Ranidae.
CCCACCCCCACCCGAGUGAGCCUUCCACUACCACCACCCUCCGGACAUCCUCGGGAACAAGAGUCAGGCUCUGCAUACACCAUCAAGAAGCCCGCAGCCUCUCUCAGAUCCCACCUGGUCCCCAUCCUGCGUGGGUCUCUUCUUCCAUCCCUUCUUUUGGGGGCGGCACUGCCCCCUGAAAAAUGCUGCUGCCCCCUCUGAAAAGUGACGCCCUAGGCAAAUGCCUUGUUUGCCUUGUGGUAAAUACGCCCCUGGUUGUGGGGAGGCCCCAUUCACAU